AUGCAUCUGAUAUUCCAUCCGAGUCUGCUCGCUAGCAUCUUAAUCGCCUGGCUGUGUCCAUUUGCCUCUGCCUCAACGGUUUCUCCCAGUGCAGAAAAUUACGAGUCCAGGGAGCAGGUGUCGGAGAGCCCGCGGCAAGAUGCCACAGCAGCACCGGACGGAAGAGAUAACUCCACGCGCCGUGCGGCCGAGCACGAGGUCACCAUUACUUACCCCUCGCGCCUCAUCUACUACUUGAACGAGGAGUCGGAGAGUGUGUAUCAUGACCUGGACACGCGUGCGCGGAACCAGGCCACGGAUGGCCAAGCGAUCCACCUGGCGCAGGCAAGCUUCCAACUGGAGGCUUUCGGUUCCACAUUUACCUUGGAUCUUACAUUAAAUAACGAUCUACUGUCCUCAGAUUAUGUGGAAAUCCAUUAUGAGAAAGGCAAUCCUGUUCUCUCAAAGGGAGGAGAACACUGUUACUAUCAUGGCCAGGUGAGGAGCAAGGAGGAGUCUCGUGUGGCCUUGUCCACCUGCAAUGGACUGCACGGAAUGUUUGAUGAUGGAGAGUUUGUUUACCUCAUCGAACCGCUCAAACAGAGCCAUUCCACGGACACGGAGGCGCGACCUCACACUUUGAGGAGGUCAUCGUCUCUCCGCAUGACUGCUGUGGAUGAGGAUGAGGAUGAAGAUGAGGAAGAGCAGCCCUUUGAUGAGUUGUCAUGGCUGAGGCGGAGACGGAAACGAGCGAUGCCACGAAACGUGUUUGAGGAGAUGAAAUAUCUGGAGAUCAUGAUAGUUAGUGACCAUAACACGUUUAAGAGGCAUAAAAGUAAAAAGCACGCCAAGAAUUCUGCCAAAUCGGUGGUGAAUUUGGUUGAUGCUAUCUUUAAGGAGCAGCUGAACACACGUGUCGUGUUGGUUGCCAUAGAGAUAUGGACAGACAGAGACAGGAUUGCUUUGAGCGCAAAACCUCUGGAAAUGCUCCGGGAUUUCUCAAAAUACCGACAGCAGAAUAUCCACAUCCACGCGGACACUGUGCACCUUUUUACGAAUGUGACGUUUCACCACUCCAGGAGCAGUGUUGCGUACAUAGGGGGCGUGUGCUCCACUGGUCGCGGCGUUGGGGUCAAUGAGUUUGGCAACACUUUGACGAUGGUGGCCUCUCUGUCCCAGGGCCUGGCACAGAACCUGGGCAUUCAGUGGGAUCCCGUCAUUAGGAGGAAGGAAUGUGGGUGUAUGGAAUCAUGGUCGGGGUGUAUUAUGGAGGAUACUGGAGUGCAGCACACACGGAGGUUCUCCAAGUGCAGCAUCUCUGACUACAAGAACUUCCUCCUGAGGGGAGGGGGCUCCUGUUUAUUCAACAAACCCAAUAAGCUCUUUGAGGCCACAGAGUGUGGGAACGGAUAUGUGGAGGUGGGGGAGGAGUGUGACUGUGGAAGCAAAAUGGAAUGCUAUAAGGACUGCUGUAAGAAGUGCUCUCUGUCUAAUGGGGCCCACUGCAGUGACGGGCCGUGCUGUAACAUUACUUGUCUGUUUUACCCGCGAGGAUACACUUGUCGUUACGCUGUGAAUGACUGUGACAUCUCAGAGACUUGCACAGGAGACUCAGGGCAGUGUCCUCCUAACCUCCAUAAGCAGGAUGGCUACUCCUGUCAUCUGAACCAGGGCCGUUGUUAUGGCGGAGAGUGCAAGACCAGGGAAAGUCAGUGCAUGUACAUCUGGGGUCCAAAGGCCAGAGGCUCGGAGAAGCACUGUUAUGAGAAGCUGAACACAGAAGGCACAGAGAAGGGGAACUGUGGGAGUGAUGGAGACAAGUGGAUCCCAUGCAGUAAACAUGACGUAUUCUGUGGGUACCUGCUUUGCGCCAACAUAGGGAGAAAUCCCCGCAUCGGAACCAUGAAGGGUGACAUCACACCCACCACGUUCAACCACCAGGGCCGACUGGUAGACUGCAGUGGCGGUCACGUGUUGCUGGAUGAUGAGACAGACUUGGGGUAUGUUGAUGAUGGGACUCCGUGUGGCCCCUCCAUGAUGUGCCUUGACCGGAAGUGUUUGCCAAUCUCCUCUCUCAACCUCACCGCCUGCCCGUCAGGACCCGAUGGACGGGUCUGCUCCAAUCAUGGGGUGUGCAAUAAUGAGGCCACCUGCACCUGCGACACCACAUGGGCAGGCACAGACUGCAGCAUGCAUGACCCACCGAAGGAACCUCCUGUCAUCGAGGACGAGGGUCCCAAGGGUCCUAGCGCCACCAACCUUAUCAUAGGCUCCAUCGCGGGGGCUAUCCUGAUGGCAGCCAUUGUGCUGGGGGGCACAGGCUGGGGAUUUAAAAAUGUCAAAAAGAGACGUUAUGAUCCCAACGCCAACGCCAUCUAG
Chanos chanos (milkfish) is the source of this 2358-nucleotide messenger RNA. It is a transcript of the gene adam23a, whose product is annotated as ADAM metallopeptidase domain 23a. Gene Ontology annotation, biological process: proteolysis. The record is from RefSeq and is a predicted model, not a curated record. The coding region runs from base 1 to 2358 and encodes 785 amino acids. The transcript is spliced from 26 exons. Lineage: Eukaryota; Metazoa; Chordata; Actinopteri; Gonorynchiformes; Chanidae. Gene Ontology annotation, molecular function: metalloendopeptidase activity. Gene Ontology annotation, cellular component: presynaptic membrane.